AAAAGAAGUCAACAGGACUCCAGACGUCGUUUCAAAAAAUACGCACCAGAAUGUAGACAAAAAUCCCCCCCCCCCCCACUAAUUGCCUGUUUUCUAGUCGUUCGUGGGGGGACUGAAGUGAAGUGUCGAGAGAAAGAAGCUUUUUACCCUACACCGGAGCAAAAAGCGGCAGCAGCCAGCAAAGUUCGGACAAAUAAAACGAUUUUUUUAAAAAAAAGAAGAAGAAUACAAAUCAAUUGCGGACCUACCGGUGUCGAAGUGCUUGAGGGCGGUGGAGGACAGGAAGAAGAAGCCGGAAAGAAGAAGCGUGGAGGUGGCGGUGCACGGCUCCAUGCUACCAGGUGAGCCGAAGUGAAGGAAGGGUUCGACUACAAGCGGGAGUUGCGGCAUCGGCAAAGAGACUGCCGUCGCCUUGGCGACAAGAGGCGCUCGCGUGGUGAUCGCCUGCCGGGAUGCCGACAAGGCUGCCAAAGCGGUGCGGGAGAUCAAGUUCCGCAGUCGCAGCCUGGCGGUUGUCAGUAUGGAGCUGGAUCUGGCCAACCUCCGUUCGGUGCGUGACUUCUGCAAGACGUUCCUGCAGCAGGAGAAGAGGCUCGACAUUUUGAUCAACAAUGCAGCCAUGCCAGGCGUCCUGGACUGGACAGACGACGGCUUCAGCAUGUGCCUGGGCGUCAACCACCUGGGCCACUUCCUGCUGACUAACCUGCUGCUGGGCCGCCUGAAGGAGUGCGCCCCCAGCCGCGUGGUCACGCUCACCUGCUCCAGCUACAAGUACCAGAAGCUGGACUUCCGGGACCUCAACUACAACCUGCUGCCCUUCUUCACAUACUGCCGUAGCAAGCUGGCCAAUGUCUACUUCAGCCAAGAGCUUGGCCGCCUCAUGCAAGGGAAGGGCGUCACGUCCUACGCCGUUCACCCCGGCUUCGUGCAGAGCGACUGGACGUGCCACUACUCGUUCUUGUUCCGGACUGUGAUGCGGGUCCUCAUGUGGAUGUUCUUUGUUCCGUGCGAGACCGGCGCGCAGACCGUGGUCUACUGCGCCGUUUCGGACGAGGCGGCUCAUCGGGGAGGCGGUUACUUCGCGGACUGCCGGCCGGCCGCCCUGCGACCGUUUGCCCGCGACGCCGGAGCGGCCAAGAAGCUGUGGGAGGCCAGCGAGAGGCUGGUCAAGCUCGUGUGACGCUUUUUAGGUUUUGCUUUCAUUUUCAUCACUCUUAAGUUAUUGUGAAUGAUUCACUUUAUUCAUUCGCCACCGCAUUUCCUUCAAGGUUUUGGGAUAUUUUUGACAUAAUAGUCAUUGUGAUUUGUUUGUUUUUUUUCACCCUAAGUGUUAAAGAUGAAUGAAUGAAAAUACCAAAAUAGUUACCAAGAUAACCACAGUUUUCAUUUAUUAACCCAAAAAAAAGAAGACAUGUUCCGUGUUAAAAAUGAAAAUAACUGCACAUCAUCGUACAUGAUACAUACUACUGUACCUGGCACUCUGCAGUUGAAUACUGCAAAUGAAUUGGCCUUUAAAAACUGCAGGUUUUUUAAUUUUUUAUUGACAACACCCAAAAGCACGAGCCAUCCAAGCAAGAGCAGAAAAGUAGCAGAAUACAACAAAAACAAGCCAUCAAAGGACACCGGAGAAAAAGAAAAUCCUCAAGGUGGCAAUCCUCCAUGAGGUGAGAAGGAUGGGAAGCCUUUCAUGAUUUUGUGCUUUACUGGUGGUGAUUGUCUAGUCUUGGUAUAAAUUGAUUAUUUUAUAUAUACAUCUGGAGACAAAAAUAGCUACAUAUUUAAAAAUUCUAAGUAAGCAGCUGGUACUGAUAGUACAGCGUGGAUGUGGGUAGAAAAGCCAAAACUUUUACUCUAGAGUAGUGUUACUUCAAAAUAAUAUAACUCAAGGUAGUCAUCCAAAAAAUCGAACUCAAGUACAAGUAUGCGGUGAAAAGGAGUAACUGCUUACAAUGUCAGAUUUUUUUUUCUCAACACAACAUCAUCUACAGUAUAUGAACUGUUAAGCUGUACAAUAACCAAUGACAUGACCAUAUGAAGCCAAAAAAGUACAGAACAUUAUCUAUUUAAGAUGACUAAAAUGAAAGAUGUGUGCGUUAAAUCCAUGCUUUCGAGUCAUGUUAACGGCAGUGUAUUAUGUCAAAUAGUGUAUUUUUUAGGAUGCCGCGUGAUUGAACAGGCUGGCGUGAUCGUAGGGCUUCCGACUGUGAGUUUGGUCACGUGACUGCAUUCUUAUGUUGAUUGGUACCAUAGUGCUGCUGUGAGCAAAAAAGUCAAAUAUACAGUGCUGGCACCCCUGCCUGCAAUUCUGUCAGAUAAUGCUCCAUUUCUACCAGAAAAUGAUUGCAAUUACAAAUGCUUUAUCUCCGGGCAUUAGUGGUAUAAGUGGAGGAGUAUCUCGGGGUCCUGUUCACGAGUGAAGGUAGGAGGGAGCGGGAGAUGGACAGACAGAUCAGUAAUGCAGAUGCUGCACCGGUCGGUCCGUCGUGGUGAAGAAGGAGCUGAGCCGAAAGGCGGAGCUCUCGAUUUACCAGUCGAUCAACGUUCCUACUCUCACCUAUGGUCACGAGCUGUGGGUCAUGACCGAUAGAACAAGAUUCCGGAUACGAGCGGCCGAAAUUAGUUUUCUCCGCAGAGUAUCGGGGUUCUCCCUUAGAGAUAUGGUGAGAAGCUCGGGCAUCCGGGAGGGACUCGGCGUCGAGCCGUUACUCCUCCGCGUUGAGAGGAGCCAGCUGAGGUGGCUCGGGCAUCUGGUUCAGAUGACUCCUGGACGCCUCCCCGGAGAGGUGUUCCGGGCAUGUCCCACCGGCGGGAGGCCCUGGGGACGACCCGGGACACGCUGUAGAGACUGUGUCUCUCGGCUGGCCUGGGAACACCUUGGGCUCCCGCCGGAGGAGCUGGUUGAAGCGGCUGGGGAGAGGGACGUUCGGGCUUCCCAGUUAAAGCCGCUUCCCCCCACGACCUGACCUCAGCGCAAGCGGAAGAUGAUAGUAUGGUAUGGCCUUCAAAGAAAAGAGCAAGGUCCCCAAAGUCAAACAUGGCGGAGGUUCCCUGAUGUUUUGGGGUUGCUUUGCUACCUCUGGCACUGGACUGCUUGACUGUGUGCAUGGCAUUAUGAAGUCUGGAGACUACCAACAUUUUGCAGCAUGAUACAGGGCCCAGUAGGGAAAAGCUGGGUCUCCCUCAGAGGUCAUGGGUCUUCCAGCAGGACAAUGACACUUCAAAAAGCACUAGAAAAUGGUUUGAGAAAAAGCACUGGCCAGCAAUGAGUCCAGACCUGAAUCCCAUAGAACACCUGUUGAGAGUUCUGAAAAUGGCACCCUUCAAAUCUCAGAGACCUGGAGCAGUGGGCCAAAGAAGAAUGGUCUAAAAUUCCAGCAGAGCAUUGUAGGACACUCAUUGAUGGAUACCGGAAGCAGUUCUUUUGUCUAAAGCAGUGGUCUCAAACCGGUCCUCAAAGGGCCGCAGGGGGUACUGGAUUUCAUUCCAACCAAACGAGACAAAUACCUUUUCACCAAUCUGGUUUCUUACAAGUGUAAUCAGUUGAUUGCAAUCAGGUGCUGCUUAUGUUAGUAGAAACCUCAUUGGUUGAACUGUUUGUGCAGGAUCUGUUGGAACAAAAACCAGGACCCACUGCGGCCCUUUGUGGAGUCGGUUUGAGACCGCUGGUCUAAAGGUUAUGCCACCGUGUAUUAGGCUUAGGGUGCCAAUACUUUUGUUCAGCCCAUUUUUGGAGUUUUGUGUAAAAUGAUAAUGAUUUCAUUUUUUCCCAUUCUCUUUUGUGUUUUUUCAUUGCAAGCAAAAUAAAUGAAGAUAUCACUACCAAAGCAUUCGUCAUUGCAUUUUCUGGGAGAAAUUGAGCAUUAUCUGACUGAAUUGCAGGGAUGCCAAUACUCUUGGCCAGCUGUGUAUAAAGAGGAAAAAUGUUAAGACUCGUGUAGCCCAAAGUAGUGGCGUCACAAAUCUACUCAAAAGUAUGCCGUGGUGAAGUACAUUUUUCCCAAGUCAAUGUAACGGGUUACUGCCCGCCUCUGUCAGAAGCCCAUGACAAAAUAUGACCAAUUGAAUAUUUUCCUCACGAUGGAAAAUCCUAUUCAGGGAUUAGAUCCCAAACACAGCCAAUGUGAAUCUUUUAUAGUCUAAACAACACACCCAGGAAAGAACAAUGCGCAGCCAAGUACUGUACAGUAGUGUUGAAAACAUUAGUGGUCCAAUGUGAUUAACCAGAUGAAUUCAGGUUUUCAGUAUAUAUUUUUACUGUUACAUGGCAAACAAGUUACCGGUAGGUGCAGUAGCUUCACUAAAUGUGACCCCGCCCCAAACACACAUUCUUAGUCUUGGUUCUGAAGGAGAUUGUACCUUUUUCUCAAACUGUUUGCAUUAUUCCAACACACUCGGUUUAAUAAAAAAAGACAUUCAACCAUAGUUGAAUAUUAUUAAGAAUUAGAAUAAGUUAUAAUACACAGAAGCACUCCUCACAAAGCAGCCCUCCACCGAGAAGCAAAGGAAAAGACGCCGUCGUCAUCUCUUCGGUGGGGCCAAGACACCCCGACCUACCAAAGCGACACCUGAGAACAACAAGAACUAAGUUUGAUAGCUUGACCGCCCAAACCAGCAAAAGAAGAAUUAUCUUAAAACAACGCCCUUCGCCUGGCCCACCCCACCGCGGCCUUCAAAAGACAACGUUUAGUUAACGACCGUUGCUUCUCAGGGACAUUCCGAUGCGCUCGUUGUUUUGCUGACCCUGGAUCCAGAAUUGCCUCUCCGUCGCCUGUUUGCCUUGCUGUGUGAUCGCUGUUGACCUGAAUAAAUUGUCAACUUGUUUUCGGUGAGCCUUCUUUAAACCUCUCAAAAUGGAGUCAGUACAAGGGGUUAAGACUAAGGUGAACGCGCGGAGUUUUGCCUUUUAGCCGGGGUGUCGGGGUUCCGCCGGCCCGGGUCGCUGGAGCUGCGCCAGCGCGGGUUAGGCUGGCGUGAUUCCGGCAGUCUGGCUAAAAGGUCAGAUUCCUUCAGUUCCAAACCAACAAAAUGAAUGUCAUGGAGUGGCCAGCCCGAUCCCCGAACCAAAAUCCAAUCGAGAAUCCCCCCCCAAAAAAAAAAGCUGUUUCUGGAGCAAAACUAUGAAAUGCAAAGGAAUCGUUAGCUUGGCAAGUUAGAUUGACUCCAUGCCACACAGAUGUCAUCAAAAGAUGUUCAUACAACGAAAUAUUAGUUGAGUGAGUCAGAGAAUUGUUAAAUCCUACAAACAAAAAAGUUUGUAUAGUCAAGGGCAGACACUGAACGCAGCCCUUUCUACUCAUUUCCCAAUUGCAGAGCCUUAAGAGUGUGUCUAUCAUGAAUAAUGGAUAGAAUCUACUGCAACCGACUUGUUUGCUGAAACAAUGUACUGAAAACCUGGAUUCAUCUGGUGAGUCACAUUGGACUGCUAUUAUUUCCAACACUACUGCUUGUUUUUUUCUGUACACCUGUGCCUACGUUCCAGCUCCGAAAGGGAAAGAUGAUGUGGGAUCUUUCAGGCUUAGGCAACAUGUGCCACAUCCACAUUGACCUUCUUAUUGUAUAUUUUUAUUUUCUUCUCUGUCAUCAGAACAUUUGACAGUAUUUACCUCUAACAGUGAUUCGAAUGGCGCAAUCUCAUCAUGUACAUGAAUAAAAAUAUUCUAUUCUAGCUGAAUCUAUUGGCUUUGGCACAACAACUGAUUGGGUUGACGGCAAUAAAAUGGACAUUUACAUGCAAAAAAUAGAUUUGUGGAAAAACAUGCUUACCACAGUCACAAGAGGACCUCAUCUUCAUGGCCAAGGUGAAUAGAGAAAACAAGGUCACAUGACCACAGAUGGGCUCCAUGUCUGACAUUAUCCCAUGACUCACAUGACCCCCACCAAGGCAUAACUGUUAUCAGAAAGUGACAUCCUGAUUUCAAGAGGCCAUUUUAAUUCUGCUCUAAAACGAUCCUGGUCUAAAAUUCACACUAUAAUUACAGAAGAAGGGCAAUUGUAUCGUGUCCCAAUCACUUCAUUGUUUUUGUCAACAAUGACAAUAUGGAAAAUAUUUUAUCGACGAACCUUUUUUUCAUGACGACGGUGAGUCUUGGGUGACUGCAACAUGGAGAGACGAUGAGACGAAAAUGCAACAUAGUUUCUGCCAUGUGGUCACAAUGCCUGCCUGCCAUUGGCAUAUUGUUAGUCAUCCAGCAUCGUAGCAUUGUUUACUGCGCCCCCCCCACCAACACACACACACACUCAACGGUGUCCUUCUAGCUAGGCUUCGCUCCAGGCUUGCGUGUUUUGAAACAGGGUAAGAUUUGUGUUAUCCGGCCAGACGGAAUAUGCAAUGUAGCUUUAGCCUUUAAAGGUUCGUGCUGACUGAUCAUCACACACUAAACGUAACUCCUGGCGUUAACGUAGCGUAUACGUUAGCAUUAGCUUCAGCAUGGCGAACGUCCUCAUCAUUUCCAGUCCAUGGUGUCCAGUUUGGGUAUAAUUGAUUGAAAAUAAUGCGAGUGCGCAUUAUUAUCACCAAGUUGGCAUUGUCCUUGUGGACGCUACACUAUGUUCUCGUCUGUCAAUGAUCAUUCAAAAUUAUUAUUUUUUUGACUAUAAUAUUUGAAUUUUGAAAACAUUUUGAGUAGCGUCAUUUUCGGACUACAAGCCGCUACUUUUACCCCUUCAUCUUGAAUCCUGCGGUCCAUAGUCCAGUACCGCUUAUUUGUUCAUUUAUUUGGGUUAAUAGGUGACACUUUAUUUGACAGCGCUGUCAGGGACCAUCAUAAUUAUUAAAUGACUAAAACAGGACUAAUACGUAUUGUCUUCCAAAAGAAUAUGACAAAAAUGAAAAGGGCUGCCAUAAACAAUACUGGUUAGUUGGUUAAGCAUAAUGAAGGUUUUUUUUCUCAUCGAGCAACUAUCAAGUUGAGACAAGUCAACAAUCAUUUUGUCACACUUGUUUAGGAUCAUCGGAGCCUUGGUGGGGGUCAGAGCAAAGUUCUCGAAUGAGACUACUGCAGCGGCGCCGCCGGAGCCCCGGAGCAGUGGAAGUGUAUGUUCUGCCACUUGGCGUCUCUGCGGUGCCACACUCUGGUCUCUUCGGACUGACUGGACUGCGGUCGACCCUGUCCGUCCACAAACUGCGUGAGGCGGAUGUACGCGAUGCAGGCGGCGUCCUCGCCGAUGAGGUGCACGUGAGGGUUUAAGAUGGUGGUGUGGAUGGGCUUGCUGUUUUUAGCCAGCACUGGAUAAAUGGACAGCGCACUUAUCAACCGUCAGCAUCACUUGUUCGCAACAUUGAAAUCAUUCAUACGCUGCUGGCCAAAAGUAUUGGCACCCCUCUCACUCUGUCAGAUAAUGCUCAAUUUCUCCCAGAAAAUGACUGCAAUUACAAAUGCUUUGGUAGUAAUGUCUUGCAAUGAAAAAAACAUAAAAGAGAAUGAAAAAAAAAAAAAUCAUGAUCAUUUUACGCAAAACUCCAAAAAUGGGCCGGACAAAAGUAUUGGCCCCCUUUGAAAAAUCAUGUGAUGCUUCUCUAAUUUGUGUCAUUAACAGCACCCGUUACUUACCUGUGACACUUAACAGGUAGAGGCAAUAACUAAAUCACACUUGCAGCCAGUACAAAUGGAUUCAAGUUGACUCAACCUCUGUCCUGUGUCCUUGAGCAUGCAGAAACUAAAGAAGACCAAAGAACUGUCUGAGGACUUGAGAAUCAAAAUUAUGAGGACGCAUGGGCAAUCUCAAGGCUACAAUUCCAUCUCCAAAGACCUGAAUGUUCCUGUUUCUACUGGGCGCAGUGCCGGCCGCUGUGGCUAACCUCCCCAGAUGCGGACAGAAAGGGAAAAAAAUGCCAAGAGAUUUCAACGAAAGAUUGCGCGGACGGUGGAUAAACAACCUCAAUUAACAUCCAAACAAGUUCGAGCUGCCCUGCAGUCUGAGGGUACAACAGUGUCAGCCCGUAUUAUCCGUCGGUGUCUUCAUAAAAAGAGACUCUAUUGUAGGAUACCCAGGAAGACCCCACUUCUGAUCCAGAGACAUAAAAAAGUUUGCCAAAACUUACCUGAGAAAGCCAAAAAUGUUCUCCGGUCAGAUGAGACAAAAGUAGAGCUUUUUGGGAAAUGGCAUCAACAUAGAGUUUACAGGGGAAAAAAACGAGGCCUUCAAAGAAAAGAUCACUGUCCCCACAGUCAAACAUGGCAGAGGUUCCCCGAUGUUUUGGGGUUGCUUUGCUGCCUCUGGCACUGGACUGCUUGACCGUGUGCAUGGCAUUAUGAAGUCUACCAACAAAUUUUGCAGCAUAAUGUAGGGCCCAGUGUGAGAAAUCUGGGUCUGCCUCAGAGGUCAUGGGUCUUCCAGCAGGACAAUGACCCAAAACACUAGAAAGUGGUUUGAGAGAAAGCACUGGAGGCUUCUAAAGUGGCCAGACCCGAAUCCCAUAGAACACCUGUCAGAGACCUGGAGCAGUGGGCCAAAGAAGAAUGGUCUAAUAUUCCAGCAGAUCAUUGUAUGAAACUCACUGAUGGAUACCGGAAGUUUGCAGUUAUUUUGUCUAAAGGUUGUGCUACCAAGUAUAAGGCGAAGGGUGCCAAUACUUUUGUCCGGCCCAUUUUUGGAGUUUUGUGUAAAUUGAUCAAUUGUUUUCAUUCUCUUUUGUGUUUUUUUUUUUCAUUGCAAGCAAAAUAAAUGAAGAUAUUACUACCAAAGCAUUUGUAAUUGCAAUCAUUUCCUGGGAGAAAUUAAGCACUAUCUGAAGGAAUUGCAGGGGUGCCAAUACUUUUGGCCAGCACUUAACAAGAAGCUCAGGAAGUGUAUUGCUGCCACACACGCACAAAAAAAAAAAAAAGAAAAAAGUCCUGUCUGACGUUUCGUGAUAACCAUCAUGUAAAAAUGUGAAAAUAAUGAGAAAAAAUGGUGAUAAUCAUUAUGUGAAAAUGAGGAAACUGUCAUGUAAAAAUAUGAAAACUAUCAUGUCAAAACUUGAAAUCAUGUCAAAAUGUGAAAUGCAUGCACAUUAAAUUCCGUCCAUUCUUAUUCGAACAUCAUCUACUGUGCUUAAUAAAUGUAAAGUCUCUAUCCAGGAAUGAAAUGAAACAAACUGUUCAAAUAGUUAGCUAUUCUGCAGUUUCCUCUUUCAAUGUUUUAAACGCAUCUAUUUUCACAUUUGUAAUUGAUAGUUAUCACCUUUUUACAUGAUAAUUAGCAUGUUUUUAGUUUGCUAGGCUAAUGAUCAAAUUUCUACAUCCAUGAAAAUGAUCACUUUUUUCAUGAUAACUACCACAUUUUUAUAUCAUGUAAAAAAGUGAUAACUAUCAUGUGAAAAUGUGAUAUUGGAUUUUUUUUCGAGUGGCAGUAAUACGCUUCUGUAUGAAACAAAUGAAAGUCUAACUAACGGAGUGACUGUCUAACAAACAGGACAACUAACCAUUUGAACUAACAAAUUACUGUAUUUUAACAAAUGAAAGCACAGGCUUGCUGUCUAACUAUUGAAUUCAUGAGCCAACUAAGUGAUUGACUGUCUAACAAACUGACUCAUAGAACUAACCAACCAAGUGACAAACAGACUGACAAUCUAACACAUGAACAUUUUGUUUUUAUUAGAGAUGUGACCGAAAAUUUGGCGCCUUGCAUUUUGGGUUUUCGGUUAAAAGGGCGAAAAAUGUGAAGAACCUCGGUCCUCUUGUGAUGACCUCAUCAAAACACGGCGAGCUAACACUACUGGCUCACAGCCAACAUGCCGGCGGUUUGAACGUUUUUUGCUGUAUCAAAGAAAUAUGUAUGGCGGAAAACACUCAGGUGACUUGAAGUUCCGCUCUGAGACCCCCAAUUUGGCCAACUUUCAAAAUUGGACGAUAUGCAUGUGUGAUACAUCAUUGGAAAGCUUAAAAUCUCAAUUUUCUGGGGGAAAAAUUUUUUUGAACAGGAUGGCAUUUAAACAAAAAAAUAUAUACAGUGGGGCAAAUAAGUAUUUAGUCAAGUUCUCCUACUUGAAAAGAUUACAGAGGCCUGGAAUUGUCAACAUGGGUAAACCUCAACCAUGAGAGACGGAAUGGGGAAACAAACAGAAAAUCACAUUGUUUGAUUUUUAAAGAAUUUAUUUCCAAAUUAGAGUGGAAAAUGAGUAUUUGGUCACCUACAAACAAGCAAGAUUUCUGGCUGUUAAAAAGGUCUAACUUCUUUUAACAAGGUCUAACGAGGCUCCACUCGUUACCUGUAUUAAUGGCACCUGUUUUAACUCAUUAUCGGUAUAAAAGACACCUGUCCACAAACUCAGUCAGUCACACUCCAAACUCCACUAUGGCCAAGACCAAAGAGCUGUCGAAGGACACCAGAGACAAAAUUGUAGACCUGCACCAGGCUGGGAAGACAAUCUGCAAUAGGUAAAACGCUUGGUGUAAAGAAAUCAACUGUGGGAGCAAUUAUUAGAAAAUGGAAGACAUACAAGACCACUGAUAAUCUCCCUCGAUCUGGGGCUCCAUGCAAGAUCUCACCCCGUGGCGUCAAAAUGAUAACAAGAACGGUGAGUAAAAAUCCCAGAACCACACGCGGGGACCUAGUGAAUGACCUACAGAGAGGUGGGACCACUGUAACAACGGCUACUAGCAGUAACACAAUGCGCCGCCAGGGACUCAAAUCCUGCACUGCCAGACGUGCCCCCCUGCUGAAGAAAGUACACGUCCAGGCCAGUCUGCGGUUCGCUAGAGAGCAUUUGGAUGAUCCAGAAGAGGACUGGGAGAAUGUGUUAUAGUCAGAUGAAACCAAAAUAGAACUUUUUGGUAGAAACACAGGUUCUCGUGUUUGGAGGAGAAAGAAUACUGACUUGCAUCCGAAGAACACCAUACCCACUGUGAAGCAUGGGGGUGGAAACAUUAUGCUUUGGGGCGGUUUUUCUGCAAAGGAACCAGGACGACUGAUCUGUGUAAAGGAAAGAAUGAAUGAACCCAUCUAUCGAGAGAUUUUGUGUGAAAACCUUCUUCCAUCAGCAAGGGCUUUGAAGAUGAGACGUGGCUGGGUCUUUCAGCAUGACAAUGAUCCCAAACACACAGCCAGGGCAACAAAGGAGUGGCUUCGUAAGAAGCAUUUCAAGGUCCUGGAGUGGCCUAGCCAGUCUCCAGAUCUCAACCCCAUAGACAAUCUGUGGAGGGAGUUGAAAGUCCGUGUUGCCCAACGACAGCCCCAAAACAUCACUGCUCUAGAGGAUAUCUGCAUGGAGGAAUGGGCCAAAAUACCAGCAACAGUGUGUGAAAAGCUUGUGAAGAGUUACAGAAAACGUUUGGCCUCCGUUAUUGCCAACAAAGGGUACGUAACAAAGUAUUGAGAUGAACUUUUGGUACUGACCAAAUACUUAUUUUCCACCAUGAUUUGCAAAUAAAUUCUUUAAAGAUCAAACAAUGAGAUUUUCAGUUUUUUUUUUUCACAUUCUGUCUCUCAUGGUUGAGGUUUACCCAUGUUGACAAUUACAGGCCUCUUUAAUAUUUUCAAGUGGAAGAACUUGCACAAUUAAUGGUUGACUAAAUACUUAUUUGCCCCACUGUAUAUUUUUAAACAGCAAAACCCUAACCGGAAGUGAGAGCAUCAUUAAAGACGCCAUGAUUUUUACGAGAUAUUGUCGCGUACUUACCUCUUUUCCAUCCAAAAACUCCAUGUAGCAUGUCUCACCGAGUGUCAAGACACAGCUGUGAAUGGCCACAGCCGAAUUUUGGGGGGAUUUUAUGGGUGAAACACGGUAAUAUAACAAGGGUUGCGAUGCAGAAAUCACAGACAUCAAGGAACGGUUGAGAUUUUUUUGUGUGUACCCUUUUAAACAUUUUUUUUCCCCUUCAAUUUUCUUUGUUUGGAUCGAUUAUUUAUCCUCUCAAAUAACGGGGAACAUUUCGAAUAAUAAAUAUAAGUACUUACCUUCCUUUCUAUGGCUGGGUUGAAACAAAAGUGGUUGCGCGCCUUCAGGUUUUCCAGGGUAAAACGGACAAAUUAAAAAUAGUUCGUAUUCGUAGGCUUAGUGCCAUGAAUCUGCUACAGCAGCAUAUAGACAUAUUGUUCUAUCAAGCACAACAGUUCUUUUGGCUUCAAAUACAGCAGUUUAUUUUAAAGAGGGGUGCAAGAGCAGAAACGGCUUUUUCUCCUUGUUUCGUGUUUUCCGCCAUAUACAUUAUUAAAUGAAGGAAAAUAAACUUGCUUCAUCGCUGCUACACGCUUGUUCUAAAGUUGCUUUCCCUUGACAUCACACCGUGUACAGUGCAUUUGAGCCCGUGCAGGCGUGAGUAGUUUGGAGAUUAAUCAAGCGAAGGGUAUACAAAUAAAGUCGUAUUUAAAUGCCUACGUAUGGUUUAGUACGAUAGUUUUACAGCACGACUGCUUCCUCUUUUUGUCACUUUUUUUUCGCGACUUCCCCUCUGCCAGUCAUCCGGCCGGGAGGGACUUCACUCGGACCGCUCGCCCGGUGUUGUGCCGAAAAAUAGCCACCCCGCGUGAAAUGUCCCCCCUGAUGGUAACGCUUAUUUAUAACGCUUUAUUGAGCGUUUAUUUGAUUGAUUGAUUGAUUGAUUGAUUGAUUUUAUUAUUGAGCACCCACACGUCACUCGUACAGCUUUUUCUUACCAAUCGAUGGACAUGGAAAUAAUUUUUUGUACCGUGAAUAUAUGUUGUUGUUUUUUUUUUUUUUACUCUGCUUGAACCAAUAAAUGUCAUACCUGUGGGAUUGUCAUUGAGAUAUGGUCGUGAAAACCUGUAGACUAAUACAUUUCUGUUCAAAGACGGUUAUGUGGCCCAGCCGCCCAGUCCACGAUGUAUUUUUCGGCACAACAUCGGCUCUCGGUCGAUUCCGCUUAUUGCACAAGAAAAUGCCCAAUCUUAUUUUCAGGAGCAGGAGAGAUUGUAAAGAAUUUACUGGUUUCGGCGAAAACGGACUAGCUUUUCUUUGCGGUUGUUGUUGACAACUACAGUUCCGCACAAACGUACGUCGAGAUCUCAUUUAGCUUAUGCAAUUGGUGGGGUGGGACCCCUUUUUCCAGUGUCCCAAACUUGCUGUGAGUUGCAAUUUCUGAUGGGGUGACAAAUGUAACAGUACAUCUAGAACGCACCCUCCCAUGGGUUUUGGAAUCGGCACCUUUCAAACGAAAUUUCUCUAGCCUCUGGGGCCAUAGGACCAAUGCCGAGGCAAAGGGCAUUCGUCGGAAAAUAAUAAAUGAAUGAAUUAUACGCACGUGUAUUUUUCGGCCGAGUGUUUCCAAUUUUCGGUUUCGGGGGGCCAAGAAUUUUGCUUUCGGUACAUCCCUAGUUUUGAUACUUUAUUUAUUGAUAAGAAACGCUGUUGACAAAAGACUUACGGUUGUCAAAGUAGAACCUGUGGAAGUCCAUCCCUUCCACCAGGUUGCCGAGUGCCUCGGGUUCAAAAGAAGUCAAGCUCGGGUCGCAAAUUUUGCUGCGGAUGGAAGGGAAAAAGAAAAUCCCUUUCGAUGACGCCGGAAAAAUGGACGAGCGACGGGACCGAGAUGACUCACGCGUAAGCCUCAAAGUCUCCGUUGUUGAUGGCCUCGAUGAGCUGCUCGGUGAUCUUGAUGAUUUCCUGUUUGCGGGCUGCGGAGGGAGAUGAGAAUUAAGUUGGGUUUUUUUCAAUUGUUGUAUUAUGAGGGUGAAAGUGAGUGUCGUGGCUCCAUUACACUAAUCUGGUACUAUUUUAAACAAUAGUGGCUCAUGAAACAUUGACAUUGUUAAAAACACAUAGCUCCAACUUGUACAAUAAAAUGCAUUUGCUGCCGCGUCUAGGCACGUUAAGUCGUUCGUACCGCCAGAUUCCUGACGGGUCAGGGAUUCCAUGGCAAGUUUUGUGACGUUGAAAAUGUAGUUUAUCUGAAUUGGGCUUUAAUGCUUCACUGUGGCUAAUGCUUCUAAGACAAGAUGCAGGUGCUUUUUGUUGGGUUAGAACAGUGGAAUGGCAGUUCAUUUCAUACAGAAACUGCCUGAUGUCAAUUCGUAAGUAAACCGUGUCAAGCUACCGCAGCUUCACGUUUCAAAAUAUUAUUGACACGAUUACGGAAUGCUAGCCUCGCAAGCGAGACUGCAUCCUGUCCGAUUCUUUCUGUAGUACCGUCUUGCUGACCUCUAGUGCCUAACCGCUUGGCGGCCAUCCGACGACGGGGAGAAAGUGGCGGGAGCCGCAAACGUGAGCGGGAAGCGACUAUCUGCUCCAAUCUGAUGUUCCGUCUCUUAAGUUUUGUUGGCAAUACACUUUAUGUCCUCAUGAAAAGAAAAGCAAAGAACAUCGCUAAAUGGACGCCCAUUUUCGCGAGAGUGACGAGAAGAGCCGUGGUCCGAUCGGCCGGUGUUUAUUUUUGAAGGUCCCUCCCAUGAAAAAGCUCUCAAUAGCGUACCGCACGGAAGUGGGUCAGUAUAGACACGCCGUCGCAUACAAUCCAUGUUAUAUCUGCUCGUUUUCUCCGGUAAUCUUUCAAAAGAGAACAUGCCAAGUAAACGCCGCUGCUAUGGAACUUGUAGAAAGGACUCUCGACAUAUGAAGGAUGUUUUCUUCAUACGUUUCCUGAAGCCAAAAACUCGGAAGAAAAAAUGUGAAGAAUGGAUCAACUUGCGCGGACGUCCAAAAGACCAGUUUUAACGCCAGCAAGGUGAAGCCAUUCACAUUUCAUAUGCAGUAAACAUUCUGUUGGAGUGCUGCUCCUGUCUAACAAUAAAUGACCUGAAAUUUUUUUUAAAUGGUAUCGGACUGCCACUGUUGGUACCUGUUGUAAAAAAAACAACUUUUUCCAAGGGGGAAGUGUCAAUAAAUUAUAGAAUUAAGGUUUGUUAUUAAUGGAAAAAAAUAAAAAAUGUCAGUUAGCUGUCACAAAGUAGCAUUUGCUAUUGCUACACAAAUAUAGCAAUGUAAAUUGGCCCCAAGAACGGUGAGAUACGGAAGACAACCAGAAGAUAUGAUAUAUUAGAAAGGAAGGCUGGUCACAUGGUGGUAAAGGAUAGAUUGUUGAAACAAGAGAAUGUGUUGUCAGUCGCGUAAG
Messenger RNA from Corythoichthys intestinalis (scribbled pipefish), 14987 nucleotides. RefSeq lists its product as uncharacterized. NCBI's taxonomy places the organism in Eukaryota, Metazoa, Chordata, Actinopteri, Syngnathiformes, Syngnathidae. The coding region runs from base 521 to 1180 and encodes 219 amino acids. The transcript has 4 exons. The record is from RefSeq and is a predicted model, not a curated record.